Molecule: messenger RNA, 2274 nt
Organism: Helianthus annuus (common sunflower)
Lineage: Eukaryota; Viridiplantae; Streptophyta; Magnoliopsida; Asterales; Asteraceae
Exons: 4
Coding region: 1-2274 (757 amino acids)
Source: RefSeq, a predicted model, not a curated record
AUGACUAAUGGACAACCAAACCAUCUUAAUCAAGCUUCUAGCUCGAGUACAUCUACUAAAGCUGAAAAACGAAAAGGGUAUAACAAAAGAUAUUAUGCUGCACGCAAAGAAAAUAACAAAGUCCCGAAAUUUGGGAGUGGUGAGGUCUCCCAAAGUGCUUCAUCACUAUCUUUAAUGAGUAAUAGAUCAGCAGAAAGGACACCGUUAAGAAGUUUACAGACUAAUAUUACUCAAUUUACCCAAAUAACAAACGUGAACGCGUCAAGUAUUUCUACCGUGAGACGUAAGGAGUACAAUGGAAUGCAUAUUUCAAACGGUAGUCAAAUUACAUCAACCCCGACCAAUGAUGUUACGCCGACAACCACAUUCCCCAAUGUAGUUGAUGAAGUCACUACCAGAACAUCACGAGGUGUUCGAAUUCAACCACGUACACUUUUAUCUCAAUUUUCUGAAGUAGUUGAUCAACCUUCCUUCCAAAAUGAGAAUGUAGAAGAUGAUCCAUAUAACUUUGUUUACGAUCGUUUACCUAGAGAACAUCGUGUUUUAAAAGAACGUGGUGCAUGUCCUGAUUGUGGAGCAAAACGUUUUCAAUUUGAAUUUGAUACCUUUUGUUGUAUGAGUGGGAAAACUGUGUUAGCAAAUUCAGAAAUUCCAAAGGAAUUGCACCGACUUUUCACAUCGCAAGAUGAAAUUGGAAAUAUUUUUAGGCAAAACAUUCGUGCUUAUAACACGAAUUUUUCUUUUGCCUCAAUGGGAGUGACGUUGGAUGAUACAUUGAACAAUAUGAGAGACGGUGUAUAUACUUUUCAUGCACAUAGAGGAAUAUAUCACAAAAUCGACCAAUUAGUUCCGAGGGAUGGAACCCCUAGGUACCUGCAGUUGUAUUUUUAUGAUCCUGAUGCCGAGUUAGAUCUCAGACUCCAAUGGCCAAAUCUUGAUCGUCAUAUUACUCAGAUUUUGACACGCGUUCUUUCUACAAACCCAUAUGUCGAUACAUUUAGAAGACUUGCAGAACUAGGACCUCUGGACAACUAUAGAGUCACUUUGAAUGCUUUGGUUGAACUUGACCAAAGGGUGUACAACCGACCAAUGACAUCGGAGGUUGCUGGUAUUUGGGUAGAAGGUAAUGACAAUAUCACUUCGUAUAAACGAAGUAUUGUUGUGUAUGAGGCUAACACACGAAGUGGUAGAACAACCGUGGCUAUGCGAGAGUACUACAGUUACAAGUUCCAGAUUCGAUCUACCGAAAACGUGCUUCUGUUCGGUGGUAGACUGCUACAACAGUUUGCGGUAGAUGUUUACAUAAAAAUUGAGACGUCACGCUUAGAAUUUUGUGAGAGAAACCAGGCUAAGAUACGGGCCGAUUUGUACCAAGGUCUUGUGGAUUGCGUCAAUGCUGGUGAGGUUCAUGCAAACAGAGUCGGGAAAAGAAUUGUGUUGCCUGCAUCUUUCAUCGGAGGGCCUCGCGACAUGCGACGUCGGUUUCUAGAUGCGAUGACUUUAGUUCAAGACGAGGGCAAGCCUGAUAUAUUCCUUACAAUGACGUGUAAUCCUAAGUGGCCUGAGAUAUGUGAUAAUUUACAUGUUGGUCAAACUGCACAAGAUCGUCCAGACCUUGUUUCAAGAGUGUUCCGGGGUAAAUUAGAAGAUCUUAAGGAACAACUCUUCAAGAAACAUAUCCUUGGGGAAGUUAAGUCAUACGUUUAUGUCAUCGAAUUUCAAAAGCGUGGUUUGCCUCACGCACAUUUUCUCCUUAUCAUGUACCCGCAACACAAGAUCAAUAACGCGGACCAUUAUGAUAAGGUUGUGUGUGCUGAAAUUCCUAACAAACAAAGACAUCCCAAAUUGCAUGAGAUGGUUGUCAAACACAUGAUUCACGGUCCUUGCGGCAAUUUACGAUUAAGCAAUCCUUGUAUGCAGGGUGAUCCUAAAAUUUGUCGUUUUCACUAUCCUAGACAAUUUAAUAAACAGACAACACAAGGAGAAGAUUCGUAUCCGUUGUAUCGAAGGAGAGACACCGGGAUAGAAGUGGAUGUACGAGGAAAAACACUUGAUAAUAGAUGGGUGGUCCCAUAUAAUCCAAGGCUUUUGAUGAUGUUUAACUGCCACAUCAAUGUUGAAGUUUGCUCAAGUAUAAAAUCUGUGAAAUAUCUUUUUAAAUAUGUUUAUAAAGGACAUGACAAACAGGUUAUUCAAGUUGAUCAAAGUGAGCCAGGGGUUGUUGUUAAUGAGAUAAAGAGCUUUCAAGAUGCACGCUACAUAUCGCCCCCAUAG